This is a messenger RNA of Penicillium mononematosum, 702 nucleotides long. RefSeq lists its product as uncharacterized. The record is from RefSeq and is a predicted model, not a curated record. The transcript has 2 exons. Bases 1 to 702 code for a protein of 233 amino acids. NCBI's taxonomy places the organism in Eukaryota, Fungi, Ascomycota, Eurotiomycetes, Eurotiales, Aspergillaceae.
AUGCACCAUAUGGAGAGGUCAGGCCCCUCUGGUCUGAGUCCUGGCAAAGCUCGCGAGCACUCAACCUCAGCCCGGAGUGGUGCCCACAAAAGGUACUGGGGCCCUGUGCAGUGGGUUAGUCAUCACAAACAUUCGGGAGCCCUUCCAACGCGGGUGGACGCGUCCACUGCCCAGGUGCAGCUCAUAAAAGCGGCAGCCAAGAUAGUUCGCAUUGGAAAUGCUAUAAAAGCGUAUGAUGAGCGCGAUAAAGUAAAGGUCGCAGCAUUGGCCCGGGAAUUCGACGUUCCGUACAAUAUGCUUCGCAGACGAAUUCUCGGCAUGGGCCCUAACAGAGGGGGUGCUGCGAGACUUGAUCCUGCCCAAGAGAAAGAACUAGAUGACUGGAUGAUUUCCCUGGAGUCUGGAAAUACUCCUGCUACCCCUGGCAUGGUAGAAGGCGAGGCAAAUCGCAUACUUGCUCGCGCUGGAGUCGAGACACAGGUUGGCCGCAACUGGCCUUACAGAUUUAUUGCUCGCCGUCCUUCACGGCGGCCCGACCUACCACGGCCAUUGAGCGCACUCAAUAGCUCUGCGCGGAAUAAAGACCAAAUAAAAUCAAAGAUUCGGAAGGCUAUAGAAUUACUUGAAGAAGUGGCUGAUGAUCUUGAUAAGCUCAACCCGAAGCUGCGAGACCGAGUAACUGGUGUCCUCGCUGCCGGUUAA